GUAUGUUUAAUUUAAUAGCACUGUGGUCACUGCUCCCAAUCGGUUCAACAACACUUACAUCUUGCACCAGGUCCCGGUCCCCACUGAGGAUUAAGUCCAGGGUUGCCGUCCCUCUGGUCGGUUCCAUGACCAACUGGUCUAGGGAAUAGUCAUUUAGAAUAUCUAGAAACUUUGCUUCUUUGUCAUGACUGGAACACAUAUGCAGCCAGUCUAUGUCCGGGUAGUUGAAGUCACCCAUUACUACCACAUUUCCUAGUUUGGAUGCUUCCUCAAUUUCAUAUCUCAUCUCAACGUCUCCCUGAGCAUUUUGAUCUGGGGGAUGAUAGAUCGUUCCCAGUAUUAAGUCCCUCCUGGGGCAUGGUAUCACCACCCACAACGAUUCACAACGAUUCACAACGAUUCCAACGUGACGGAUCAGGGUUUGGAUUGCUCUCUGCCCCUGAAUUUAAUAAAUCCCAUCCGCUUUGCACCAUUUUCCCAAAGGAAUCCUGCCAUAAAGCCCAGGAACGUUGGGGAUCUACCAUAAGACUUAAGGGCUCCUCUAGACAACCUGUCACCAUUUAUCUGGAUUUGCUUGCACAAAGCGUACGUACAGGUCAGACUGUGUCCAGAAUUUAUUGAACAUUUGUUCUGAUUUGUUUGCAGGGAGGUUAUACAACAAUGGGCAUUCAUCCUGCGGUGUUUACCUGUCUCUCGAUUAAUCAUUUGUUUAUCAUCCAAUUUUUAGUGCAUUUUCUAUCACUUUCCAAACCACAAAAACUCUGUGUUUGUUUUCCUAAGUGGUUUUGUUGCCUCAGGUGCCAGGGCACUUAAAUCUACUUUGAUUACGUAAACCUAAAUUUCCAGUAUGCAACUGAAUCUGUCCCACAAAAUACUGACACUCUGGAGGUGACAUGGGAAAAUACUCCUUUUAAAAUGCUUCCUAACGUGACUUACCUGAUUAUGUUGGAGAUCUCUUAUUUAUGCCCUCAGCUGUUUCACUAUAUAGUUGUCAUGUAUGUGUGUUUUUAUUAUUUGAUGUAUGGCAGCCCUGGAAAAUGCUAAUUAGCAUUUCAGGUGACUUAUACUUUGAGCCUGGAAGGACAAAUACCCACUAACUAUUAUGCAAUGAUCUGAUGACCUAAACACCCUUGCUACAUUUGAGUGUACCAUCUAUAAACACCAGCUUCCCCUGGAUGCGUAUUUUGACAUUUGGAUGGCAUCUAUUGAUCUAUAUAUGUAAACUAAAACGGAUCUAUUGACAUGUAAAGGUUCUGUUAAUGUGAGCUGACAGGGUUGUUUUUCUCUUCUCCCCCCCUUUUUUAUUUUUAUUUUUUCUUUGAUGAAAUUGCAAUUAAAACAUCAAUUAAAAAUUAGUAUUGAAGAGAGGGGUGUAAAUUUUGGAAGUAAAUAAAUAAACAUCUUUACUGCUUCUCCCAGAAUUUUUUUUCACAGCUGUCAAAAUCUAACAAGCAUAAAUAUUAGACACUGUGGGGAAUAGUAUUGUGGAUUAUGCAACAUGCAGAUUUGUGGAUUUCAGCCGGAAUCUCCUGCUACAAAAAAAAAAAGAUAAAAAGGCUACUAAGUUGGGGGUAUGAUUUAUGUAGAAUUUCAUUGGAUUCUGGCAAUGCCUUUCUGAUUGGUCCCACAAAAUCAGCAUCAUAUUUGAUAUCCUAAAGCUCUAUUCUAUGUUACUUCCCAGCCACUAACUAAAGAAAACCUGGCCUAUUGUUUUGUAGGUAGUGAUGGCCACCAACUUGGAUGGCUUCUAAAGGAGGACUAGAUAAAUGGAGGAUAAAGGCUAUCAGUAGCGAGUAGUCACGAUGGGUAUGUUCUCUCUUCGAUGGCAGGGGCAGCAUGCCGCUGAAUACCAGUUGCUGGGAAUCACAAGGGGGGAGAGUCACAGUCGUACUCAUGUCCUGCUUACGGGCUUCCUGGAAGAGGCAUCUGAUUGGCCACUGUGAGAAAAGAGUACUGUAGAUGGUGUGGUGUAGUGGUUAAGGUGUUGGACUGCAACCUGGGAGACCAGGGUGUGAAUCCCCUCACAGCCACGAAGCUCCCUGGGUGACCUUGGGCCAGUCACUGCCUCUCAGCCUCAGAGGGAGGCAAUGGCAAACCACCUCUGAAUACCGCUUACCUACCAUGAAAACCCUAUUCAGAGGGUCUCCAUAAGUCGGGAGCAACUUGACAGCAGUCCAGAUGGGAGCUUUGGCCUGAUCUGGCCGGGCUUUUCUUAUGUUAUUUUUGAAACAUUAGACAAACACACCCCAAAUGGGGACUGAGUCAGCAGCAGCUGGUGCCCAUUCGGACUGGUGGGGCGGAAGGCAGGGAGCCCAAAAGUAGAUGGAGCCAUAGCCAAUGAGAGGCAGAGCAAAUGCACUCUAGUUUUGUUCCCAUCUUCCUCUCUGCUGAGUUCUACAAGGUGAACGCUGAGACGGUCGAAGUGGAGAUGGAGGCUGAUAGGUAGUGCUACCCCCUAGAUUGGUUGUAAGAAGGCAGGCAGGUGUGGUCUGGCAGAGGGCCCGGCAGACACAGGUUGGUGGUUAGGGAUGGGAGAGAAAUUCAAUUUGGUUCACAUUUAAAGCCAACCAUAUCAAAUGCUCACUUUCCAAAACACGAGAACCAAAACAUGGGUGUCCAAAUUCGCACUGAUCUGAAUUGGGCAAUGCUGCAUAUACAAAGGGGGAAAGGAACAUAAAAAUGAAUAUACUUGUGAAAAUAACACACAAAAAUGCAUUGUAUUAAGAGAACUUGCUUGCAAAUGUGUACAUGAGUCAAAACUGCAUGGAAAAUGUGUUCAUUAGGAGGAAUUUGCACUGAAAUGCUGAAGAAUUAAAAAGCUAGAGGUGGCUGCAGAAUGGGAUGAUGGGAGCUGCAGUCCAGCAACAUAUGGGGAUUCAAGGUGAAGAACAGACUAAAUAAUAAUUUGCUUGGUGCUGGACCUAAGGGCUUUCACUGACCCAAAGUUGGCUGGCAUGUGGUUAAUUUAAUAUCGUGUAAGGCCAAACAAGAGAUGGAUUGAUUCCAUAAAGGAAGCCCCAGACCUGACCUUACAAGAUCUGAACAGGGUCGUUCAUGACAGAUGCUCUUGGAGGUCACUGAUUCAUAGGGUCGCCAUAAGUCAUAAUCGACUUGAAGGCACACAACAACAACAGUCAUGUGCCUUGCACACGCGCCUGAAGGCGAUAUUUAGGUUGUUUUUAACAGUUUUUCGUUAUGUGUUUUACAAUGGUUGUCACCCGCUCUGAGUGAAGGGGGGGUAAUAAAUUCUGAUAACAAUGUACAAAAUGCAAUUAAAACAACUAAAACACAGCAGGUUAAAAACAACAGCAGAAGAUUGAAAACAACACACACACACGGUAGACAUCCACGUCCUAUUCACCCAGCUGGGAAGGCUUUAAACAAAUUAAAACCGGAAACUGAGCACAUGUGUGUCACUCUACCCUUUUCCUAUCGCUGUGGUGCCUGGCUCCCCUUUCUCGGACAACCUUUCACAGUCGCUAAGACAACGACCGGAAGUGGCGUCUUCGGCGGCGGCGGAAGUGACGCGAUCGAGGGGAAGUUUCUUAGCGGAGCGGAGAAGAAGGAGGUGGCGGCCUGGAUAGGGUCGUCUGAGCCAUGUCAGCGGGGAGCGCGGGGCAGCGAGAACAUGGGGCCUCGGGAGGGCGGCGCAGCAAAUGGGACCAGCCGGGCCCAUCUCCGGCUCUCUUCCUCCUUCCUGCAACUACUCCUGUGGCGGGCCGCCCCGUCCAGGGCAGCGGAGACAGUGUAUCUGGGAUGUCAGGGUCUGAGGGCUCAGCGGCGCCUCUGGGAGCUCUGGAUGCAGCCGCUGCAGUAGCAGCCAAAAUCAAUGCCAUGUUAAUGGCCAAAGGGAAGCUGAAACCGGCAGCGAAUGCAGCAGACAAGCUUCAGGCUCCUGGAAAAGGCCCGGCUGCAAGCAAAAGCAAAGAUGAUCUUGUCGUAGCAGAAGUGGAAAUAAAUGACGUGCCCCUGACAUGCCGAAACCUGCUGACGAGAGGGCAGACGCAGGAUGAGAUAAGUAGGCUGAGUGGUGCAGCAGUCUCAACUCGGGGGAGGUACAUGACCGCGGAAGAGAAAGCAAAAGUCGGACCAGGAGAUCGUCCGUUGUACUUGCAUGUCCAGGGGCAGACACGAGAACUGGUGGAUAGAGCUGUAAACCGAAUCAAAGAAAUCAUUACUAAUGGUGUUGUAAAAGCCGCUACUGGAUCCAGUCCAACCUUCAAUGGAGCUACAGUUACCGUCUACCACCAGCCUGCCCCCAUCACUCAGCUGCCUCCAGCGGUUGGCCAGAAGCCUUCCUUCCAGUCAGGAGGAAUGCACUACGUCCAGGACAAGUUGUUUGUUGGCUUGGAACAUGCUGUACCUACCUUCAACGUAAAGGAGAAAGUCGAAGGCCCGGGCUGCUCCUACUUGCAACAUAUCCAGAUUGAGACCGGUGCCAAGGUGUUCCUCCGGGGGAAGGGCUCCGGGUGCAUUGAACCCGCCUCUGGCCGAGAAGCCUUUGAGCCGAUGUACAUUUACAUUAGCCAUCCAAAACCAGAAGGCCUUGCUGCUGCCAAAAAGCUUUGUGAGAACCUGUUACAAACAGUUCAUGCCGAAUACUCACAAUUUGUGAACCAGAUAACUACAGCAGUGCCCAUAACAGGGUUUGCGCAGCCUGCAGCUUUAACAACUAUCCCCCCUCAGCCGCCAUAUUAUCCCCCCAAUGGCUUCCAGGCGGGCUACCCUGUGGUGCCACCCCCGCAACAGCCGGUUCAACCUCCUUACGGGGUCCCAGGCAUCGUGCCUCCUGCUGUUCCGUUGGCGCCAGGAGUGUUGGCACUACCCACAGGAGUCCCACCUGUGCCCACCCAGUACCCGAUUACACAAGUGCAGCCUCCCGCUAGCACGGGCCAGAUGCCACUGAGCACCCCUUUCCUUCCUGCUGCCCCUGUAAAGACAACCUUGCCGGCCAGCACGCAGCUGCCAGUGCAGCACCAACCCCAGGCGGGCCAGAAGAGGCGCUUCACCGAAGAGCUACCGGAUGAGCGGGAGUCUGGGCUGCUGGGAUACCAGCAUGGACCCAUUCAUAUGACUAAUUUAGGUACAGGCUUCUCCAGUCAGACGGAGAUGGACGGAACGGGUUCGAAGCCGGCAAGUUCCUCAGGAAAGGAGAGAGAGAGGGACAGGCAGCUGAUGCCUCCACCGUCUUUACCAGUGACCGGAAUGAAGGCAGAGCCUGACGACCGGAACGGGUCCUUAGCUGGUGGCAAUGAUCAUCCAGCUAAGAAGAUGAAAACCGGCGAAAAGGGUUUUGGCCUGGUAGCUUACACCGGCGACUCUUCAGACGAAGAAGAUGACCACGGUGGUCACAAAACCGCAAGUAGCUACUCACAGACGUGGAGUUUAGGAUACCAGUACCCUUCAUCACAGCAACGGGCGAAGCAACAGAUGCCAUUCUGGAUGGCGCCUUAGCUGCCAGCCUCCACCCCCUUACACCCUGUCGUCUCUCUCAAGCAAUAACGCAUGUAUAUUAUCAAAGAAUCUCUGCAGAACGUACAACAUCCCCGAUCUUUUUGCAGAAGCUUCUGAGAUGCAGUAUGGCCCUUUACAUGCUGGGCUCUGGUUCCCCCCCCCUUUUUUUUUCCUUAAGAAAACCUUGCUAUUUCUGCGGUGGACUCAUCCAUCAAAGCAACUUUAAAGCCACAGCUUAUUGGAAUACAAUCGCAGAUAACAGUGUUGACGUUCCACUCGCAGGGAAUGUCUCUUUCCUUCUCCCUUUUUACUCCAGCCUGUCAGCUUUAUCAUGCGCCUGUUCUUGGCUUCGACAAAGAAGCCAGCCAGUCAAGGUCACAACUUAAACCCUGCUGCUGUUCUGCUUGUAUUUUAUAACUGGAUUUUACUUUUUUGUGUGUGAUGCUUGGACUUCUGAGUAGGAGUUGGGUUGGGUUGGGGAGGGGAAACCUUUGCCAGAAAAGCUGUUCCUUAGAAUCACCUUCUUUAACAUCCAUUUCUCUUGGGUCUUUUUAUUUUUGCUUAAAAUUUCGAGAUGCCGUUUUCCUGACUCCAGGCAUAAUGGGCUAUGUUCUCAGAACAGUUUUUGGCAAGCAGGUACAUUAUUGUUGUUGCCGUCUCUCCUUCAGUUGGCCAAGUUACAUUAGUCGGGGAACACAUAAAACUGUUGUUUUGCCCCCCGGCAGGAUUUAGGAAGUGUUCAAUCUCAGAAUCAGUCCUCUUUUAGUUUGUUUUCCCCCCAAUCUAGUCAUAACUUGGAUCUCUGACCAGUUACUUCUGCUGCGACGGCAUUGAUACAAUCUCGUUCUGUUCCAAAACUCUAGCUCCAACCAAACUUUUGCUUUGUGGCUGUCUCACUGAUAAGAGAUGUGUUGAGCUUGUGUCUUUGGCUGCUGGUGGCAUGCUGUCAUGGCUGAAGAGGAAAGCAAACCAACUUGUGGGAUUGUUUUAUGGAGACUCAAAACUGUGGAGGGCUGUUCUCUAGGCCCAUUAGGCUGCUAUCAAGCAAAUACUUUUGCACAGUCAAGCGUGCAGUGGAAGACUGGGGGAACACUAUUGACCCUAAUUUUUUUCGCUCUCUUGUGUUCAAACGGAAAGUAAAAGCUUGAAGUAUUGGAAUAAGUGUCGGGGCAUUUUUCCACAGAAAUGAUCUGGCGGGCUUGCUUUCUCCUGGGGAAAAAACAACCCCCACCAUCCAACCAACCACACUAUUCUCUGAUUUUUCUAUAUGUUGUAAAUAAAUUCAACCAUAAUUUCGUGAUAAAUGUACAAAUAAUUCUA
Molecule: messenger RNA, 6774 nt
Organism: Rhineura floridana
Lineage: Eukaryota; Metazoa; Chordata; Lepidosauria; Squamata; Rhineuridae
Gene: KHDC4
Product: KH domain containing 4, pre-mRNA splicing factor
Exons: 14
Coding region: 3598-5454 (618 amino acids)
Cellular component (GO): nucleus
Molecular function (GO): RNA binding
Source: RefSeq, a predicted model, not a curated record